Molecule: messenger RNA, 1630 nt
Organism: Pocillopora verrucosa
Lineage: Eukaryota; Metazoa; Cnidaria; Anthozoa; Scleractinia; Pocilloporidae
Source: RefSeq, a predicted model, not a curated record
AUGUUGACACUGAGAUGGGAAGCUGUUAAUGUACAGGGUCAUAAACCGCACACAAGGAGUCUUCACACCUUGUGUGCACAUCAUAGCAAGGACAUUUAUUUAUUUGGGGGUUCAAAUGAUGUGGCAAAAGUUACAACACCGUUUGACGACAUAUACAAGCUUAGUUUGACUAAACUGAAAUGGAAGAAACUUCAAUGUUCCGGUGAAGGACCUGACAGAAGACACGGGCAUACUGCUGUGAUGAUUUACGGACAGCUCAUAAUUUUCGGCGGAAUGGAUGACCAGAAGGAUUUUGAUGAUGUUUGCAUAUUGCAGACACGUGCUGCCUUGAAGCACAUCCCCCAAGAAAUGACAGAAACAGACGUACUGUCGUCAUCUCUGUCCAGUGGCGGUAGUGAUAUGUUAGGCCCCCUGACAUCUUACGAUUUGUCGAUACAAGUUCCUGCACCGUACAGACCUGUUAUUCCUGCUGUUACCGAGCCUGCUAAACCCCCUGAGUUUGAUGAUGUGAAAGCGUCGUUCACCAAACGAGUUGAAGAGAUUUUUGAAGAUCUUUCAAACAAGUAUGCGGAGGUUCAAACACAGAGGGAAGCGUUGAAGAACGCGGUGGAAGCUUUCCAAGAAGAAAGGACAUCACAUAUUGAGUUGUAUGAGAAACAACAGAAGGAGCUGGAGGACAUGAUAAACAAACACAGAGUAGAAAAUGAGGAAUGGAUAAACGCACGGAAACAAGAACUUGAGGAGGAAAGACAUAGAUUAGAAUUGGAAAAGGGUCAAUUGGUUGAAGAAAGGGAAAGACUUCGAAAGGAAAAGAUAGAAUUUGGCGAAAAAAUUGAAGCUAUCGAAAAGCUCGGUGGUGGAGCCAACCAUCUAUUGAAUGGAGUUAGCUAAACACAGAAUCAUUCAAUAAUACAUUGGAGCGCUUUUCGACUGACUGUCGUAAAACCGAAACCAUAAUAAUCACAACGACCAAUCAGAAGAAAGGAAAAUACCUUAAAGAGCCAAUGAGAACUCAGAGUACAACCGACAAAACUUUCUAACGCGCGGGAAAACGCGGGCGACGAAGUCGUGACUGGUAUCAGUUUUGCUUUUGAUUGGUUGAGAGAAUGGCGCAAAUUUGCGGGACCAAUCAAAACGAAUAAAAAAAACGACAACAACAAACAAUCACGGAUCACUUUCCGACCCUUGAUUGGAAUUUGCAUCUAGACUAUCAACGAAAUUAACUAAGUAGAGAAUUCCACCAAGUGAAUCGAAACACCUCACAGAAAAGCACUUCAAUGACGCUUUACAUGUAAUAAAGCACAAAUAUUUGUUUAUAAUGAGUAGUGUCCGUAUUUCUUCAGCGGAGUAUAUUCUUUGCCCUACCCAAACAUAAUUCACCGGGGCGUUAUUGCCAGUGAGAUUUAUAAACGGGACUACAGUUUAUCCCCACCAUUCCGGUCCUCAUUAAAACAGUGAUACCCCUCCUUGAUUCAUUUUGCCCUCUUAGUUACUUCCACCCCACCCCAGGGUGUUGUUAAGGAAGCCCCCCUGUCUCAGUGACUGAAUCUUUUCUAGCGCAAGAUACUCCACUGAUCAGUCGCCAUCGCCGAACGAAUUCGAGCCCGCUGAUACAAAUUGCUAGACAUCA